GCUGGAUUCACCACCAGAAGAUUUUGUAGCGUCUUGUCCACCAUCGUUGUCCGCCACCGCCUGAAAGAAGGUGCUUUUUGUUCGUAGGAGGAGGGUCUGUUCGCUCCCCUCUCUGUGGAGCAGGCGGGGGUCUGUCAUCAUGAGCAAGCCAGGUGCAGCGUCGGCAAAGCCGGCCUUGGCGGGGGGCAUUCCCCAAAGCGCCAAGAAAUUUGUACAGUCGGUGAAAGAGAUAGUGCCUUCAGCAGAUGAGGAUCAGAUUUACACAGAGCUAAAAGCAUGUGGGAUGGAUCCGAAUGAGGCCGUGCAGAGACUUCUCAACCAAGACCCCUUUGUAGACGUCAAGCGGAAGAAGAAGAUUAAGGAGACACCGGCGGGUAAGUCACCUGCACAGGAGGGUAGGCCCAGAGCGCCCGUUGGGGGGGGCAGCUUUCGAGGAGGACGUGGAGGAGGCAUUAGCGGGGGGUUGGAUCGACCGGGCUCAGGGCGGGGUGGUUUUGCAUCAAGGCCAGGGUCUGGAGAUACAAAUGGAGUCAGGCGCCCCCCACCUGCAAGGGAGAAUGGUAUUCAUCCGCGGCCCCCAUCGCUCGGGGGUGCACCGCAGCCGGCAGCUGGGCAGCAGAAGCACACCUUUGCUCCGGCCCAGGGGGGAGCGCCUGCGGCAGCACCUCCAGCCGCCCCACCGUCUUUGUUGCCGCCGGCCUUCAGCAGCGGCGCGUCAUCUUUACCAGGGACAGGGCAGAGCGGUCUUGCGGCGGGCUCCGGGGUGGCUGCGCCAGGUGGCGAGCCCCAGCGGCCCCUCUACUCGCGGGGCCCCAUGGCAGGGGGAUGGGGCAGUUCUGGAUCCACGCUUGCAGACAUUGUAAAGGGACACCAGCAACAGCAGCAGCAGCCUUCGCAGCCCACUGUAUCUACCCAGCAGACCCCCCCCCAGACGCAGCCCCAAAGUGCCCCCCAGCCUGCGUCGUCUCCUUCCCCCCAGCCCCCCCCCACACCCCCUCAGUACACGCCAGCGUCGGCCCUUGCAGCGGCCCCGUCGUCCCCCCCCUCGGGGGUGUAUUCUUCUGCAACCGACCCCGUAUUGCACCCGUCGUUUGACGCGCGGGCGCCGGGAGGGGGGAUCAAGCGGGAGCUAGGAACAGUGGGGACGCAGCGGCCGAUCAGCAAGGACAGGGGCAUGUCGUACGAGUCGAGCCUGCCCGUGGGGGGCCAGGCAGGGUCCCCUCCGAGCACGUCGGACCUGGGGGGUUCGAUUGGCGAGAGCAGCAUUUCAGGGGGGCAGUCCGCGCCUGUGGCGUCCCCCAUCGUGCCCCCCCCCAUGCCGCAAGAGAGGCCGUUGCUGCAGUCGGACGUGAGCGACGGGGCGGAGGACGCCCGUGCGCCAGGGAGGAGCGUUGGGGUGACGAGCCAGUAUGGGUCAAGGCCCGCUUACCAACCCCAGGCAGUGUCAAAGGCCCCAAGCAGUGGCCUCGAGUGGAAGCCCAAGGCUCCCGGUCCCAACCUGCCCAACUCGAUCGGUUCCUCGCCCGUCGCGUCUGAGCCGAUGAACCGCCCCACAUCACCGCCCCAGUCUGCGGUCGCUGCCAAGCUGGAGAGCCUGAGCAUCCAGCCGCAGCAGGAAGAGAAGCCCGUCAUUCUCCCAGGACACCUCCAGGUGUCGGAGGCCGACCGGACGCGCCUCAGCUUUGGGAGCUUUGGGGCAGGGUUUGGGGGCUUUGGAGAGAGCGUGGCACCGCCCAAGGCGGCCACGAGCGGGGCGCAGCAGCAUGUGCCGUCCAGCAUCUCCGCCACCAGCCAGGCCUACAGCCAGCACCCGUCGUCCUCCAUCGCCCCCCCCAGCAGCGUGGCCGAGUCGUCGUCCCUCCCCCCCUCUUCUACCUCCCACUCCGAGGCUGCCAAGCACGACGGCACCAGCAGCCUGCACCAGGCGCAGCAAUAUCCGCAGUACCCGGGGUACCCUGGUUUCUCGGGUGUCGGUCUUCCGCACCUAUCCAGCCAGUACCCAUACGACAUCGACAGCCAGGGGAGCGAGGCGACCCGGCUCUCGAGCUUCAGCACGCCGUAUGGAGAGCCCACGAGCAACUUCUACGCCUCGUUCCGGCCCCAGUCUGAGACGGAGACCAAGUACUCUGGCCUCGGUAGCGCUGCUUCCGCCAGCAGCAAGUAUGGCGCAUCCGCCACCUCAACGGGCGCCUCAUCACAGAGCCAGGAGGCCGCCGCCUCUUCGUCCUCCGGCACUAGCGGCCAGUCCUCCCAGGCCGGCAUCACCGGGGCCUCCCCCCCGGGUGGCGGCUUUGCCGCCCAGCAGCCUCUUCCUCUCCACGCCUACGCGCAGUCCAACCUUCCACCGGGCGCCUACCAAUACCCGCACUUUUACCCGAUGCACCCCCCCAACUACAUGUACAACCCGUAUUCACACUCGCCCUACGCGACCCCCGGAAACAGCGGGUACCCCCAGGGUCCGGCCGGUGGGAACUACCCCCCCGGCGCGGGUGGAAGCUACCCCCCCGUUGGUGGCGUCAGCACGAGUGUCAAGUAUCCGAGCGGGCCGUAUAAGCCGGGGACGACGGCUGGGGGCGCUCCGGGGGCGAGCGCUUAUGGCGGGUAUGGGGCGGGGCCGGGGGGCUAUGGCGGCGCGCCGGCGGUGUCGAGUGCGAACGCGACGGGGUAUGAGGACCUGAGUGCGAGCCAGUACAAGGAGAGCAACCUGUACAUCCCAGGCCAGCAGGGGCUCUCCCGGGACGUCCAGGCCGCCCCCACGAGCUCGUACUACAACAUCCCGGGGGGCAACCAGCACUACGCGCAGCAGGGACACCACGGCGGCUACGGGGGGGGAUUGUACCACCCCUCGCAAUCGGGGCCGAGCCAGGCUGGACACCAGUACCCCCAGCAGGCGCAAUCGCAGCAGCCUCUGUCCGGGGGGGCGGGCGCGGGGGCUGCCGGCAGCGGGGGGUACCAGAACCAAAGGGGCGGGAACCAGCAGCAGUCGUGGAACUAUUGAGCGCUGCGAGAGAUCGGUUUCGGAGUAGGGCAGUACCUAAGUGUUAUUAGGAGGGCGUUAAAGUAGCGAGGGAUCCCCCCGUUUGAGACACGUGUGUUGUGGAGACUUGGUGCGGCGACGCCGGCCGGGGUCGAGCAGAACCGUAGGGGUGCAACAUAGAUUCAGCUUCAGGCAGGGGCUGGCUGUUAGGGUGACUUGGCAGAGAGUGUAAAUAUAGAACAGGAGAGGUAUUGUCAGUGGGCGGAUGCUUUUGGGCAUUAUUUUUCCCUCCCCCCCGUCUCCCUGUCUGACAAUUAGUCAUCUCGUUACUUCCAAGUAAAGUUUUGACCUGCCCGUGGGUCAUGGAUCAAGAGAACCGCUUGCCGACGAUUGGAUUAAGUGCUUGGAUCUCAUGUAAACCCAACGUACGUUGAUUUGCAAUCAAAAAGCUCGUGGUUGAGUUGCA
Messenger RNA from Klebsormidium nitens, 3443 nucleotides. NCBI's taxonomy places the organism in Eukaryota, Viridiplantae, Streptophyta, Klebsormidiophyceae, Klebsormidiales, Klebsormidiaceae. The record is from the annotation of a GenBank genome assembly.